AUGCAGUACCGCAAGCAUUACAUCCCCCUCGAUUCAAACCCGCAGCUCUUCACCCAGCUGGCUCGCGAGCUCGGGCUGUCAAACGCCUUAGCGUUCCACGACGUAUUGUCGAUUAAGGACCCCGAGCUUCUCGCGCUCGUACCACGACCGGCCCUGGCCCUCAUCCUCGUCUUCCCUACUUCCCCGACCUACGAGGCCCUCAUCGCCGAGGGGGACCGAGGAGGACCGAGGAGCCAGGAUGUCAUGUGGUACAAGCAGACCAUCAACAAUGCCUGCGGCCUCUAUGGUAUUCUACAUGCCAUCAGUAACGGAGAUUCGAGGGAUUUCGUCGGUAAGAACGAUUUCCCCCAAAAACGCCACGAGCCCCCCAUGGAGUGUUCUAACGUGGUGUCUCUGUGUGUCGCCGUUCGAUCAACAGAAGUCGAGCAGCUGAAUGUGGCGUACGAGGCCGUCGCUCUGCAAGGAAACUCGGAGGUACCAGCCAAUCCCGAAGACGAGAUCGAUUUCCAUUACGUCUGCUUCGUCAAAUCUAACAAAACCAUCACCUCUACGAGCUAG
This is a messenger RNA of Exophiala oligosperma, 558 nucleotides long. RefSeq lists its product as uncharacterized. Gene Ontology annotation, cellular component: cytoplasm. The transcript has 3 exons. Bases 1 to 558 code for a protein of 185 amino acids. Gene Ontology annotation, molecular function: cysteine-type deubiquitinase activity. The record is from RefSeq and is a predicted model, not a curated record. Gene Ontology annotation, biological process: protein deubiquitination; ubiquitin-dependent protein catabolic process. Lineage: Eukaryota; Fungi; Ascomycota; Eurotiomycetes; Chaetothyriales; Herpotrichiellaceae.